GUAACGGUAGCCUACUUCAGUAAAACUCCCAAAAUCACUCUUAUUUCUGUAAAUUCUGUUUAUCUCUUCUUUUUAAUUUUCAUUUCAUUCAAAAAUGAAACCUAAUCGCAAAGUCAAGAAACCAGACGCAUCGUCGAAGCUGAUUUUAGAAGAGAUUAUCGGAUUGACUACGAAAAAUUGCAAUGGAUUGGCUUCGAAUACUUCAACUACGAAGUGCGCUUAUGUGGCAGGAUGUGUUGUGGUGGUUUACGAUGUGGAUGCCGGCACUCAAUCGCAUCUGAUGGUGUCUCAUCGCAUGCCAAAGCCUCUGAGCUGUGUUGCCAUGUCGCGUGACGGCCGUUUUAUAGCUGCUGCAGAGUCAGGGCCUCAACCUGCAAUGUUAGUGUGGGAAUGUGCGAAUCUGACUUUUAUAUCCGAGCUGAAAGGUCAUCUAUAUGGAGUUGAGUGCAUUGCUUUUUCACCAGAUGGGGAACAUCUGGUGUCUGUUGGAGGGUACAUUUACCUUUGGAAAUGGAGGAAUGCGGUGUUGGUUACCAAGCUUAAAGCAAAUUCAUCUUGUUCUGCCAUUACAUCUGUGACUUUCUCAUCAGAUGCAAAAUUCAUUGUUACUGCUGGAAAGAAACAUUUGAAGUUCUGGACAAUUGGAUCAUCUGCAAGGACUCGUUUAAACAAAGGAAUAGAAUUGCUAACAAUUCAUGCAAAGCCUGUUAAUCUUGGUCUUCCUAAAGGAAAUUCAUUUGUAUCUGUCACAUCGCCCACCGGGGCUGACGACAAUGUCGCUAAUCAUAAACAGGCUACUGAAACGAUUACUAUAUAUGCACUGACUGAUGCAGGUGUUUUAUAUCUUAUACAGUCUGGGUUAUCAGUAACAAAAUCAGUGGAUUUGAAGGUUGAAAAAGGUUUUGGACUAUCUGCAUCCAACAAGUUAAUUGCUUGUGCUUGCAGUAAUGGAGCUGUGCAGCUUUUCACUAUUGAGUCUCUCAAAUAUUCUGGAACGCUACACUAUUCAAUGCCCAAAAAGUGCAAUGUGGAAAACGCCGCUGGAUUUGAUUUUCAACUUGUCCCUACUCUUCCUGAUGCAAUUGCUUGUCAGUUCUCAACCUCAGAAAAGCUUGUGGUUGUUUAUGGUGAUCAUAGUUUAUAUAUAUGGGACAUUAAUGAUGUGAAUGAGGCUACCAGAUGCUUUGUGCUUGUUUCACAUUCUGCAUCAAUAUGGGAUCUCAAGAAUCUCUGUUGUGAAAACAUGCAUGAUCCAUCUCUCGCAUGUGUAGCUAGGGGUUGUCCUGGUGGAGUUUCUUUUUCAACAUGCUCAGCUGAUGGUACUACUAGGUUAUGGGAUCUUGCCUUGCAACCUGACUCUUUGGAGGACGUGACUGGUCCUGGUUCUUCGAAUAUUGAACCAGUGGGCACUGCACAUUUUGUAAGUGCAGGGCUUUUUGAACGUGAUACAAUGGAGACAGGUGUCAGGACCCAAGGAUUCCGAUCAAUGGCAGUUAGUUCAGAUGGAAAGUACCUGGCUGCUGGUGAUUCUGAGGGAAACCUUCAUAUCUAUGAUCUAACAUCUUCUGAUUAUACAUGUUUUAAGGAUGUCCAUGAUGGAGAGAUCCUCACUUUGAGCUUCAGCUUGUUAAGCAAAAAUGAUUUUAGUUCUGAAGAUGGUAUGGACAGCCAUUACUUUCUUGCUUCUGGGGGAAGGGAUCGAACAAUCCAUGUUUAUGAUGUUAAAAGGAAUUUUGACCUUGUUGAAACUAUUGAUGACCAUUCUGCUGCUGUGACUUCUGUCAAAUUUAGCUGCGAUGGCUGUAAGAUUUUGAGUUGUAGUGCUGAUAGGUCCCUGGUGUUCCGUGAUGUUGCUUCAAUAGGUAAUGCUUAUAAGAUCUCACGUUGCCAUCAUCAAUUGGCGUCUCUUGGAACUGUAUAUGACAUGGUUAUAGAUCCAGCAAUGGAGAUUGCUGUUACAGUUGGGCAGGACAAGAAGAUAAACUCAUUCAACAUUGCUUCUGGAAAGCUUAUUAGAUCGCUCAAGCAAGAUAAAGACUUUGGAGAGCCAAUAAAAGUUACGUUGGACCCAAGUGGCAGUUACCUGAUUUGCUCCUACUCUAACAAAUCUAUCUGCUUGUAUGACUUCAUUAGUGGAGAGAUGGUCACACAAGCCAUGGGGCAUGGUGAAGUCAUAACUGGUGUUAUUUUCUUACCUGAUUGCAAGCACAUAGUUUCUGUAGGUGGUGAUGGUUGUAUUUUUGUAUGGAGAGCACCUGCUCGUUUGGCUUCUAAGAUGCUGCAGCGAGUGAAAGAAAAUUAUGGUGUAUUGUCAUCAAGAAACUUCUCUCAGCCAGUUGCUUUAAGUCAAAUCAUGUUUUGUGAAGAGGAAAACCAGAAAGGCGGAAUAAAUAGUAAACACAAGCAAUUGAUAGAAAAUUCCAAAGGAGGUAGACAAAGGGUGCGCUAUCACAAUUGGGAACCCCGAGCUACCCCAGCAUUUAGAUUUAGCAUUUCCAGACUUCCAAAGUGGGCACAAACCAAAGUAACUAGCCCUGAAAUUGUCCCCUGCGAUCUUGAAUUCCUUUCAUCUCAGCAAGUAGAACCGAAAAAUUUCUCGCCUUUGGUUGGUGAUUAUGCUUCUUCUGUGCACCCUGAAAUUCAAACUCCCGCUAAUCAUGGUUGCGGAGAUAGCAAUUCAUGCCUCAGUAGCUUGUCUAGAAGUUCUCGUGAUGGUAGUGACAGCCAAAGUUCAUCUUUGCCUCAAGGAACUGUUAGCAGUUUUGCUAGGGACACACGUUGGCGAUCUGUUUAUACCGUAUGCCUCGAUUUUCCAAAUUCCCCAGAGGUGCAGAUUUUGAAGGAUGUGAAGAUGUCACUGCCAACCCAAAAUUUGUGUGUCACCACAAACAAACACCCGUGUCCCAAUAAUAUUGGCUUUCUUGCCAAGAAUAAUGAUCAAUUUGACCUGCAAAAUGCAAGUGCAUGCGAUGAGCUAAUAGCCGACGUGGCAGAGCAGUUGCCUUCAGAUAAACCUGAGGUGCAAUCAAACAUAGAUGCUAAUGCAUGCCAAGUAAAAUAUGAACAUAGUGAUCUAUUCAAGCAGCAUUUUGGCAGUUUAUCAACGACAAACAAGUUAGAGAAAAGGAAAUCAACUGUGAGACAAAGAAUCUCUGCACAGUAUGUUGUACGGCGGGACUAUGAUGGGGGCUGCAAAGGACUUUUUGACACACCUCUCCGAGAUUCAGGUGCUAAUACUUUGACCUCUGGAGAAGAAUCUGCCUCCAACUGUACACUGGAGAAUCCAGCACUCCCUGUGAUAGGUCCUAACAAACAGGACCUGAAUAACUUUACUCAAAGCUUACCGAGCCCCUAUCGUUCUCUCAAGGAAUUAACUAAAUGCCCAGUGGAGGAGAGUUCGUUGGCCGCUAAUGAAUUAGAAGAAGCAGCAGAGAAAAAGAAACGUAUUCCUGAAAGAAACGAUGUGCUAGAAAGAAUAACAGAAUGCAAGAAAGCUUUACUGAAUCUGGACAAUUUAGCCGACAGUGUCGUCCAGUUAUUUUCGGAAUUAGGAGCUAUGGCUUCUAGUGAAGAUUGGUCAAGUGGACCUGAAGUUAAGCUAUAUGAUGAAGCAGCUAAGCUGCUUCCAUCAAUUGCAGAGAAAAUAAGCGAAGUAGCUAAAGCAAUUCAACGUAGAAAUAGUGAUUUAUCAGGGACAGGUGGAACGGAAGUUUCAAGAUUUGAACCUCAGGAACAUUUGGUCCGAGUUUAUCCCUAAAGAUUUGACCAUUUUCCUGAAUGCCAUACUUGAAAUUUGUAAAUAAUGAGCCAUGUAAAUAUCCAGCUUCGACAUUUGUUUCUGAGAGAACCGCAGGUCAAUUUUGUAGUGAAUAUAAUUUGGUAGAAUGUGAAGGCGGUGUGUAUCGAUAAUAU
This is a messenger RNA of Pistacia vera, 3912 nucleotides long. RefSeq names its product mitogen-activated protein kinase-binding protein 1. Gene Ontology annotation, cellular component: mitotic spindle. Gene Ontology annotation, molecular function: protein binding. Lineage: Eukaryota; Viridiplantae; Streptophyta; Magnoliopsida; Sapindales; Anacardiaceae. Gene Ontology annotation, biological process: mitotic spindle organization; regulation of mitotic cell cycle. The record is from RefSeq and is a predicted model, not a curated record. Bases 95 to 3757 code for a protein of 1220 amino acids. The transcript is spliced from 20 exons.